AUGGCCGGCGGCGGAGGAAAAUACCGGCACCUGGGCCGCAAGUCCUCGCAUCGCCAGGCACUGCUGCGCAACCUGGUUACCUCGCUCUUCGAGAACGAAUCGAUCACCACAACAUGGCACAAGGCUAAAGAGGCUCAGCGGUUGGCCGAUAAGUUGAUUACCCUGGGCAAGAAGAACUCCGAAGCCAGUCGGAGACGGGCUCUGGAGAUUUUCUAUAAACCACACUCCAUCAUCCCCAAACUUUUCGGUCCCCUCCGCGAACGCUACGCCGACCGACCCGGCGGCUACACCCGCGUGCUGCGCAUCGAGCCCAAGCAAAAAUAUGAAUACUACUCCGCACCAAAGGGCGACAAGAACGCCGUCCCCGAACGCAAGCCGCACGACCAGGCCCCCUCCGCCAUCCUGGAACUGGUCGAUGGACCCAAGGACAUGCGCUUCGCCAUGACAGCGCGCACUGUUGCGCGUCAACGAGAGUUCCUCGGUAACGGCCUGAACGAGCUGACUGAGCUCAACGUGCGAAAGGUGACCCGGUUCCGAAAGGGCGGUCUUGAAGCCCUGGAGGAGGCGGUCCGCAACCUUAAGAUUGGCAAGGAUGAGGGUGUCAAAGAAGCGCUCACGGACUCCGAGGCUAAGGCUGCUGAGGAGGAGGCCUCUCAGAGUGUGGAGGAGGAGGCUAAGAGGUCUGAGGAGCAGGCGGCUCGUCUGACGAAGAGGCUGGAGGCUUUGAAGCGGUAA
Molecule: messenger RNA, 735 nt
Organism: Penicillium argentinense
Lineage: Eukaryota; Fungi; Ascomycota; Eurotiomycetes; Eurotiales; Aspergillaceae
Product: mitochondrial 54S ribosomal protein bL17m
Exons: 2
Coding region: 1-735 (244 amino acids)
Biological process (GO): translation
Cellular component (GO): ribosome; mitochondrial large ribosomal subunit
Molecular function (GO): structural constituent of ribosome
Source: RefSeq, a predicted model, not a curated record